Messenger RNA from Paraphaeosphaeria sporulosa, 2007 nucleotides. RefSeq lists its product as uncharacterized. The record is from RefSeq and is a predicted model, not a curated record. The coding region runs from base 1 to 2007 and encodes 668 amino acids. The transcript has a single exon. Lineage: Eukaryota; Fungi; Ascomycota; Dothideomycetes; Pleosporales; Didymosphaeriaceae.
AUGUUGUUUCGGUACACGACACGAUCAAGGCCGGCAUGCCUUGCCUACCGACAAUUCUCAUCUUCCUACCCAUACCGCGUACUUGCACGAUUGAGAGGACACCAGUACGCGAAUGUGGGCACAGGGACCUGUCACGAAAAGAACUACAGUUCCAAAGCCAUUGUAGAUGGAAUCGUUUCCAAAGCAAAGCCUUUCCAGUUACCUAGGCACCUCGACGAGAAACAUUACGGCUGGCUUGAUGAUCGCCGUUUUCGACACGGUAUAAGCGAUUACCAAGCGGAGCGUCUGACGGUGCGCGAGAUAGCAAUGCUCGCACUCAUGAACUCGAUUACCGAUAAACCAAUGUGGCAUGUCAAGAUCUUCGAUGAGACUAUUGUGCACAAAUGGCAUGAGGAAGUCCAAGCAAUGCCAGACGGCAUGAUCAGUGACAAAACAUUCGACUGGUGCAUCAACGAGCUGCGCGAUAAAUCGAAAGACUUCGAACAGCAAAUGUUCGUACCGACAUUGGACGCCCAAACCAGAUGCGUCAAGAGCGAUAUCCUCAUAUCUGAGAGCCUUGCGGUCGACCUAAGACAAGCAGUGGAGCCUUUGCUGGCGGUAGGCGAUGAUCAGAAAGACUGGCAUCCAAACUCUGAAUCAAAAGUCCUCAACUUAGUCCAUCCUUCCCUGUAUCCCCUGGUAUCGGGUCGAUCAAGGUCUACGACAGCCGGAAAGGUGGGCAGGGAAACCUGUUUUGAGUUCUUGGGGGAAGGUUCAAUCGUCGAAAAAGGCGGAGAAAUCCCGAGAGGUUAUAGAUGGUCCCGCUCCCAAGAUCUUAGCCAAUUGUGUUCAACAUGCUUCCAGUGGCUUCCUUCUGAGGUUCGAUUUGUUAGUGACAAAGGCACUGAUGUGAAUAUCACCUCGUAUAUCAACAACUUGCAUCCGAUAGAGUAUAGGAAGCUUUAUGAGAUCAUUGAGCGAAUAAUCGCGAAGUCCGUUCCAUUGUGGAAUAGUGUUUUGGUCAAGGGGUUCAACCGAAGUUCUUGUCUUCGCAUCAAAACUAUGGAGGGAGUAACCGAACCACGAGAAGCACCCUUUUUGGAUGAGAUUAACGAAGACGAGGGCCGAAUUCCCUUGCUGGCCCCACAGAUCAAAGAAUACCUUGCCCAGCCCGAUAGCCCCCAGCUCAUGGCACACUGGAGAAAGCACAGAAUACCCUUGGACCAGCGCAGGGUGAUUCCGGAGGACCUAAACGAGAUGAUAGACUGGGACCUUCUGGAUGCUAUUGAAGAAGUGUUUCAGCGAACGCGUACGGUCAUUCAUCCCGAGCCGGGCGACUUUAAGAAUUAUGAAACGUGGAAAUCUAGCCAGACAAAACAAUGCAUUGAAGACGAGUUUCGAGAACACGGCCUCCAAGUCAUCGUCAAGCUUUCCUCGAUUGAGCUCACGCCCGAGAAGCCAGAUUAUGCGGGAGGCAGCUGGCAUCUCGAAGGCAUGCUCAACGAGAGCAUUGUGGCCACCUCGAUUUACUACUAUGACGUCGACAACGUUACGGAGUCGCGCAUCACAUUCAGCCAAGAAGCUUCCCUCGAUGAGGCGAAUUUGGUGUACGAGCAAUCUGACCAUGUUCCGCUAUCCAUCACAUUUGGCACAGAAGCCAUGCAUGAAGAGCUGGCUGCCCAGGAGAUUGGAAGCAUCGCCACCCGUCAUGGCCGCAUCAUUGCGUUCCCGAAUACCAUGCAACACAAGGUUGAGCCGUUUAGUCUUGCAGAUAAGACAAAACCAGGCCAUCGGAGGUACUUGGUUCUUUGGCUUGUGGACCCACACAUGCGGAUUGUGUCCACGGCGGAUGUACCACCGCAGCAGAUGUCAUGGGCGGAAGGUGCACAUGCUGACGAGGUUACUAAGAGAGGUCUCAUGACAUUGGAUGAAGCCAAAACAUAUCGACUGGAGUUGAUGAAGGAGAGGACGAAGUGCAAUCAUGCCGUCGAGAGUAAUUUCGAUACGUACAAUUUGUGCGAGCAUUGA